Mastomys coucha (southern multimammate mouse) is the source of this 1501-nucleotide messenger RNA. Its product is annotated as mucin-3B-like. The record is from RefSeq and is a predicted model, not a curated record. Bases 383 to 1426 code for a protein of 347 amino acids. The transcript is spliced from 3 exons. Lineage: Eukaryota; Metazoa; Chordata; Mammalia; Rodentia; Muridae.
AACAAAAACAAAAAAACCUCUCCCACCACUGCCUUCAACGCUAAAGCAGCAUUUUCGUCCCACAGCUGUGGCUUUGUUCUGGCUUGUACUCUCCAGGAGGCAGGGGGAGGAAGGCGGAGGCGUCCUUGGAAAGGAUGGAGCCGGGGGACAGACAGGCAGGCCAAGGGUGGGGCUCUCCCACCUGGCCCCUAGUAGGCUUGCCCUAGCUUCCUGUUCCCUCCCUUUCUACAGCACUGAGGUCCGGGUAGUGGGGAGAGGAGAGGGAGGCUGCGCAGCUCAAAGGUGAACUUGUUCCGUUUUUCAUACCUGGCAUCCAGUCCACCGUGUUGGGACCAGGAUCCACCGCGCACCCUUGUGGAGUCCUCCCAGCCUGCUGACGCCCAUGUUGCUGCUCAGUCUCCUCUGGCUCCUCAGAGCCUCCCCUGGGGAAGCAGGGACUCCAUCCAUGACCACAGCCACCUCUAGCUCCCACUUGCCUGGCAUGGAAGCAGCCAGCAUGGCUCUCAGCAGCACUCUGCAUGCUGGGGGAAUGCCUCAGUGGCUUCCCAUCCUCCAUCAAUCUCCUAAUUCAGCUCCUGACAACGGGGAACACACACCCAGGACUGCUGGCAUGCCCAAUAACUUUAAGCCUACUUAUGAGUCAUUACUCGGCUCUCCAAUCAGUCCUGACACUGUGACAACCCCUGUGUCCAAGUUUGUCAUCAAGGUUGAGACCAGUCCUCCUACUGUCUUGGUCUACAUGCCCACCACUGAGUGCAUUCCGCUCUCUGACCUCAUAAUCACCACCACGCACCCCACCACUACCUGUGUAACCAUGACCCGUGUACCCUUCACCAGCUCUUAUACCACCACUCCCACGACUGACAAGCCAACGACAACCAUUACCACUAUGACACCUACCAUCUCUGUGGGGAAAGUGACCUCAUCCAUGACCUCUGCUUCCACUGUUACAGACAUGGGUGGCACACCCGCAAUAACGUCCCCACCUUCUUCUUCUUCUGUCUCAACCACAUACACAACCCAAGGCACUCUGACCUCUUCUCCCACAGGGACCACAGAAGUGACCGCCAUGUCCCCAUCAGGUGUCCAUACAACACUGCCCCUCACUCCAGGGGUUACUUAUCGGUCUGUUACUGCUCCUUCUCAAAUUUCCACAAGAACCUCUUUAACGACAGUACCUGAUAACAUUGCCCUGCCCAGCACCAGUUUCUUGAUCACCACAGGCAUUAUUACCAAAUCAUUUCCUACAGCAAGCAACUCACUCAAAACAGAAACUUCCUCCACCCAUUCCCUGGGCCCCACCAAUAAAUCAACACCGGCUGCUUCUGUUGCUAAGGAAACAACCAGUGAUUCAGCGCUGGGACCACACAGAUGGACAGAGUCCCCUCAGCUCCAACCAUCCACACAACAGCUGAGUCCUCCCUGACACCCACCGCCCUCACCUCACCCACAGCCCCCACAUCUGCAGAGCCUCGUCCUACCUCAGCUGUGACUGGAACAG